Molecule: messenger RNA, 1581 nt
Organism: Verticillium alfalfae VaMs.102
Lineage: Eukaryota; Fungi; Ascomycota; Sordariomycetes; Glomerellales; Plectosphaerellaceae
Product: phosphatase DCR2
Exons: 5
Coding region: 1-1581 (526 amino acids)
Cellular component (GO): cytoplasm
Molecular function (GO): phosphoprotein phosphatase activity
Source: RefSeq, a predicted model, not a curated record
AUGACGCGCAAAGUGAUUCGAUCCAUCUUCCAGCUUGCUGGAGCGACUGUGGUCGCCUUUUGCUUCAUCGUCUUCCUCGACCGUAACUUCAGGGUGCUUCCCAAGUCUAUCCACAACUACAUGCCCCAACACAACCAUGGCAUGAUCGUCACCGACAUUACACUUGCCCAGUGCUCCAGUGUCAACCCCUUCGCCUCUUGCAAGCUUGAUCCUAAAGUGUGGCAGCGUGUUGAGAAGGACCUCUACCUCGGAAAGACUUGGACAUCACACGCGUACCUACACGUUGCGCGCAAGAAGGAGGAGGAGCUGUUGCCCGAUGAUCGCAUUGUGCUCGACGUCUCCGUCGGCCGACUCAACCCCACCAGCACCGGCACCAAGGGUGAUGAUCCCGAGCUCUGGGAGUCUCGUCCUGGCGGCCUCUGGGUGAAGCGGACCCCGAACCAGAAGCUCGGCGACUCCAAGGAUACCAUCACUGCUGUCGAUGUCCUCUUUGGCGAUGAUGCCGUCGAGGCACGUGACGGCUGGUCAAUCGCUGGCAAAACCCCCUUUCUUCUUGGAAUCAGCAGCGACACGCCCGUCUCCCAUCUCACCGUUCGCCGAGGCCCAGCCAAAGAUCCCAUCAAGCCCAAACCUCGAAUUCCCGACAACGGCAAGUUCAAGAUUAUGCAGCUGGCCGACCUUCACUUGAGCACCGGUGUUGGCAAAUGCCGUGAUGCGGUCCCCGAUAGCUACAACGGUGGGCCUUGCGAGGCUGACCCGAGAACGCUUGAUUUCGUGACAAGGAUUAUCGACGAGGAGAAGCCGAACCUGGUGGUCUUGAGUGGCGACCAGGUGAAUGGUGAAACGGCGCCUGAUGCCCAGUCCGCAAUCUUCAAAUUUGCACAAAUCCUGGUCAAGCGCAAAAUCCCCUACGUCGCCAUCUUCGGCAACCACGACGAUGAAGGCUCGCUUCCAAGGGCCACCCAGAUGGCUAUCAUGGAAGGCCUGCCGUACUCUCUCUCGAUAGCCGGUCCGGAGGAAAUUGACGGCGUUGGCAACUACUACAUCGAGAUUCUGGCCCGCGGCAGCUCAGACCACUCGGCCUUGACUAUCUACAUGCUAGAUUCACACUCGUAUUCGCCCAACGAGCGUACGUAUCAUGGCUACGACUGGAUUAAGCCGAGCCAAAUCACAUGGUUCAAGAACACAGCAUCCAACCUUGAGAAGAAGCACAAGGAUAUGUCGGUGAGUGGAAGGAGUGGCGUUACGGCACCCAACUUCAACUCGGGUUUCCGGGAUGCUCUUGUUGAGAAGGGAGUCGUCAUGGUCAGCGCCGGACAUGACCAUGUGAACGACUAUUGCGCCAUCUCCAACGACGCGAACAAGAAGCCAGCACUUUGGAUGUGCUACGGUGGCGGCGUCGGGUUCGGCGGAUAUGCCGGUUAUGGCGGCUACCACCGCCGCGUGCGGAUCUUUGAUGUUGACACCAACCAAGGACGCAUCAAGACAUGGAAGAGGCUUGAGUACGGCGACAUUGAGAAACGGAUCGACGAGCAGCUUAUCGUCGACCACGGCAAGGCUGUCUUGCCUUCGACGCCAUAA